Molecule: messenger RNA, 1449 nt
Organism: Cuscuta campestris
Lineage: Eukaryota; Viridiplantae; Streptophyta; Magnoliopsida; Solanales; Convolvulaceae
Source: the annotation of a GenBank genome assembly
AAAAAUCAAAGAAAAAGAAAAACCUUAGGGUUUAUCUCACCGCCCACAGCCACGAAAGUACAAUCUAUUGAAUCAAAUGUGAAGUUUCUCCGUAGUAUCCAUAAAAAUUGAAGAGAAAAAGGAAUGGAUGCCAGAGUGGGGGUGCCUGGUCGAGGCGGCAGCGUGGUAGACGGAGGAGCCGGUUCGUUCCUGCCGCAGCACCACCACCAGCGUCUGAAACACCAUCAAUACCACACGCAACAGCAGCUUCAGAAUUCGCAGGCGCAAAUCGGGACUGUGUCGCAGCUUCUUGCGGGUGGCAUAGCCGGAGCGUUCAGCAAGACCUGUACUGCCCCCCUUGCUCGCCUCACCAUUCUAUUUCAGGUCCAAGGCAUGCACUCUGAUGUGGCAGUGUUAAGUAGACCAAGUAUAUUCCAUGAGGCUUUGCGCAUUGUUAAUGAAGAAGGGUUCAGAGCUUUUUGGAAGGGAAACCUUGUCACUAUUGCUCAUAGACUUCCAUAUUCAUCAGUCAAUUUUUAUGCUUAUGAACAGUAUAAGAAAAUUCUUAAAUCUAUUCCAGGCCUCUAUGGUAGUAAUAAGAGAAAUGCUAGUACAGAUCUAUUUGUGCAUUUUGUAGGUGGUGGUUUAGCUGGGAUGACAGCUACUUCUGCCACCUACCCUUUGGAUCUUGUCAGGACAAGGUUGGCAGCACAGAGAAGUACGAUGUAUUAUCAAGGCAUUUCCCAUGCCAUCAGCACCAUUUGCAGGGAUGAAGGUUUUUUUGGGCUGUAUAAAGGACUUGGAGCAACAUUAUUGAGUGUUGGGCCUAGUAUAGCGAUAAGCUUCUCUGUUUAUGAAUCUUUGAGAUCUCAUUGGUUAGCUCACAGGCCUGAUGAUCCCAAUCUUAUGAUUAGUCUUACUUGUGGAAGUCUUUCAGGAAUUGCAUCAUCUACUGCUACAUUCCCUUUGGACCUUGUGAGGCGAAGAAUGCAGUUGGAAGGAGCUGGUGGUCGAGCACGUGUAUACAACACAGGCCUUGUUGGGGCAUUUAGGCACAUCGUUCGAACUGAAGGUUUUCGUGGGUUUUAUAGAGGGAUUAUGCCCGAGUACUACAAAGUUGUUCCUGGUGUGGGGAUUGUUUUCAUGACAUACGAGGCACUGAAGAAGUUUCUAUCUGAAUCACCCUUUGCUUGAUUGAUCAUCAUCAUCUUGCAGAAAGGAAAAGAAAAACCUAAGCUUUUGGUAGUUUGGGAAGUCAAAAACUUGGCCCCUAUUGAAGUGUUGUCCUACAUGCUUUUUGCACUUGCCUUGGGUUCUCUUAGUAGUACUUAACUCUUCAACAUUGAUGUGUACGUUAGCACUUCCUUUUUCUGAAUUGAACUUCAAACGAAUUUUGUUAGCUGAAAAGUUUCUUUCGACGCUUGUAUUGACAAUGACAUAAUUGGAUUGUAUUACUUGCUGACCAUUAUU